AUGCCGCGCAGCCCAACAUCCAGCGAGGACGAGAUGGCCCAGAGCUUCUCCGACUAUUCCAUGGGCUCGGAGUCGGACAGCUCCAAAGAGGAGACCAUCUACGACACCAUCCGGGCCACGGCGGAGAAGCCGGCCAGUGCCAGGACGGAGGAGAGCCAGGGCCACACGCUGGUGAUCCGUAUUGUCAUCCAGGACCUGCAGCAGACGAAGUGCAUUCGAUUUAACCCGGACGCCACCGUGUGGGUGGCAAAGCAGCGGAUUCUGUGCACCUUAAACCAGAGCCUGAAAGAUGUCCUGAACUACGGGCUCUUCCAGCCGGCAAGCAACGGGCGCGACGGGAAGUUCCUGGACGAGGAGCGUCUGCUGCGCGAGUACCCGCAGCCCGAGGGCAGCGGCGUCCCUUCCCUGGAGUUUCGAUACAAGAAGCGGGUGUAUAAACAGUCCAAUCUCGACGAGAAGCAGUUGGCCAAGCUCCACACGAAGACCAAUCUGAAAAAAUGCAUGGAUCACAUUCAGCAUCAUUCGGUAGAGAAAAUCGUCAAGAUGCUGGAUCGAGGUCUGGACCCCAAUUUUCAUGACCCGGAGACUGGAGAGACCCCCCUGACCUCAGCCGCUCAGCUGGACGACUCCAUGGAGGUCAUCAAAGCUCUCAGAAAUGGUGGGGCUCACCUGGACUUCCGUGCUAAGGAUGGGAUGACUGCCCUGCACAAAGCCGCCCGAGCCAGGAACCAGGUUGCCCUGAAGACCCUCCUGGAGCUUGGAGCAUCCCCCGAUUACAAAGACAGCUAUGGCCUCACGCCCCUGUAUCACACCGCCAUUGUCGGGGGCGACCCCUACUGCUGCGAGCUACUCCUGCACGAACACGCCACCGUGUGCUGCAAAGACGAGAACGGCUGGCACGAGAUCCACCAGGCCUGCAGGUACGGACACGUGCAGCACCUGGAGCACCUGCUAUUCUAUGGGGCGGACAUGGGCGCGCAGAAUGCCUCGGGGAACACGGCCCUGCACAUCUGUGCCCUCUACAACCAGGACAGCUGUGCGAGAGUGCUGCUGUUUCGAGGCGGAAAUAAGGAAUUAAAAAAUUACAACAGCCAGACUCCAUUUCAGGUGGCGAUCAUAGCAGGCAACUUUGAACUGGCAGAAUACAUCAAGAACCACAAAGAAACAGACAUCGUGCCCUUCCGAGAGGCCCCGGCGUACUCCAACCGCAGGCGGCGGCCCCCCAACACGCUGGCCGCCCCCCGGAUCCUGCUGCGCUCCAACAGCGACAAUAACCUCAAUGCCAGCGCGCCCGACUGGGCCGUCUGCUCCGCGGCCUCCUCCCACCGCAGCCUGUCACCCCAGUUGCUGCAGCAGAUGCCCAGCAAGCCCGAUGGCACCGUGAAGACCAUCGCAAGCUACGUCCCUGGGCCCCGCAGCCGGUCCCCAUCGCUCAACAGGCUGGGUGGUACAGGCGAGGAUGGCAGGAGGCCCCAGCCACACUGGCACGGCGGGUCACCUUUCGCUCCUGGUGCCAACAAGGACUCGCUCGUGGCCUUGGAGUACCCGGGACCCAAGCGGAAGCUCUACAGCGCUGUGCCCGGGAGGCUUUUCGUCGUCGUCAAGCCAUACCAACCCCUAGUCGAUGGCGAGAUCCCCCUUCACCGUGGUGACAGGGUCAAAGUUCUGAGCAUUGGUGAAGGCGGCUUCUGGGAAGGCAGCGCCCGCGGCCUCAUCGGAUGGUUCCCGGCCGAGUGUGUGGAGGAGGUCCAGUGCAAGCCCAGGGACAGCCAGGCAGAAACCCGUGCAGACCGCAGCAAGAAACUCUUCAGGCACUACACGGUGGGCUCCUAUGACAGCUUUGAUGCUUCCAGCGACUGCCUCAUCGAGGAGAAGACGGUGGUCCUGCAGAAGAAGGACAAUGAAGGCUUCGGCUUCGUGCUCCGCGGGGCCAAAGCGGAUACGCCCAUUGAAGAAUUCACACCGACGCCGGCGUUCCCGGCCCUGCAGUACCUUGAGUCUGUGGAUGAAGGAGGAGUGGCGUGGCAAGCCGGCCUGAGGACUGGGGACUUCUUGAUUGAGGUAAACAAUGAAAACGUCGUCAAAGUCGGCCACCGGCAGGUGGUGAACAUGAUUCGCCAAGGAGGGAAUCACCUUGUCCUUAAGGUGGUCACGGUGACCAGGAAUCUGGACCCAGAUGACACCGCCAGGAAGAAAGCUCCCCCGCCUCCAAAGCGAGCGCCCACCACAGCCCUCACCCUGCGCUCCAAGUCCAUGACCUCGGAGCUGGAGGAGCUCGUGGAUAAAGCCUCGGUGCGGAAGAGGAAGGAUAAACCCGAAGAGAUCGUCCUGGCCUCCAAGCCCCCCCGGACUGCUGAGAACGUGGCCGUGGAGUCGAGAGUGGCCACCAUCAAGCAGCGGCCCACCAGCCGGUGCUUCGCGCCCGUCUCGGACAUGAAUUCUGUGUAUGAACGCCAAGGGAUUGCCGUGAUGACGCCCACCGUUCCUGGGAGCCCGAAAGGCCCAUUUCUGGGCCUCCCUCGAGGUACGAUGCGAAGGCAGAAGUCGAUAGACAGCAGAAUCUUUCUAUCAGGAAUAACAGAGGAAGAGCGGCAGUUUCUGGCUCCUCCGAUGCUGAAGUUCACCAGGAGCCUGUCCAUGCCGGACACCUCGGAGGACAUCCCGCCACCGCCGCAGUCUGUGCCCCCGUCUCCACCUCCACCUUCCCCCACGGCCUACAACUGCCCCAAGUCCCCAACCCCGAGAGUCUACGGGACGAUUAAGCCCGCGUUCAAUCAGAACUCCGCCGCCAAGGUGUCCCCGGCCACCAGAUCCGACACAGUGGCCACCGUGAUGAGAGAUAAGGGCAUGUACUACAGGAGGGAGCUGGACCGCUACUCGCUGGACUCCGACGACCUGUACAGUCGGAGCGUCGCCCCCCAGGCCCACCUCCGCAACAAGAGGGGCCAGAUGCCCGAAAACCCGUACUCGGAGGUGGGGAAGAUUGCCAGCAAGGCCGUCUACGUCCCUGCCAAGCCCGCCCGUCGGAAGGGCAUGCUGGUGAAGCAGUCCAACGUGGAGGACAGCCCCGAGAAGACGUGCUCCAUCCCCAUUCCCACCAUCAUCGUCAAGGAGCCGUCCACCAGCAGCAGCGGCAAAAGCAGCCAGGGCAGCAGCGUGGAGAUCGACCCCCAGGCCUCGGAGCAGCCGGGCCAGCUGCGGCCCGACGACAGCCUGACCGUCAGCAGCCCCUUUGCCGCUGCCAUCGCGGGGGCCGUCCGCGACCGGGAGAAGCGUCUGGAGGCCAGGAGGAACUCCCCGGCCUUCCUCUCCACAGACCUGGGGGACGAGGACGUGGGUCUGGGGCCACCCGCCCCCAGGAUGCAGCCCCCCACCUUCCCCGAGGAUGGCGGGUUUGGCGACGAGGAUGGCACGGAGCGGCUGUCGCCCCCUGCGCCAGGGGCGAUGCCCGGGGAGCCUGAGAACCAUUUCGUGGGUGGCGGUGAGGCCGGGAGGCCGCUGAAUUCCACAGCCCCAGCCAAGGGGCCCGAGAGCAGCCCGGGGGUGCCCCCCAAGAGCAGCAACGCGGCCGGCCCUGACAGUUACGUGCACCCACUCACGGGGCGGCCACUCGACCCCAGCUCCCCGCUGGCCCUGGCACUGUCCGCAAGGGAUCGAGCCAUGAAGGAGUCCCUGCAGGGACCCAAGGGGGAGGCCCCCAAGGCCGACCUCAACAAACCUCUUUACAUCGAUACCAAAAUGCGGCCCAGCGUGGACGCAGCCUUCGCCCCGGUGCCCAGGCAGAACACCCGGGGGCCCCUGCGGCGGCAGGAGACCGAGCACAAGUAUGAGGCCGAGCCGGGCAGGGACCGGAGAGGCGGCGACAAGAACAUGCUGACCCACGUCGUGGACGCGUCGCAGCAGCAGCCGGCCGGCCUGCUGAUGGUCCACACCGUGGAGGCCGGCCAGCCCGACGGGCGCCCGGAGGGAGGGGACGCGAAGGCGCACGUGGAGGCCGAGCCAGACCGCUCGCCGCCCGCGGUGCCAGAAGCUGCUUCCGAAACCGAAGGUGCUUUACAGGUCACCGCGGCCCCCGAGCCCGCCGCUGCUCCCGGCAGGACCGUCGUGGCGGCCGGUUCCCUGGAAGAGGCGGUGAUGUUGCCAUUCCGCAUCCCUCCUCCCCCUCUGGCAUCCGUGGAUCUGGAUGAGGAUUUUAUUUUUACAGAGCCAUUGCCUCCGCCCCUGGAAUUUGCAAACAGUUUUGAUAUCCCCGACGACCGCGCCGCUUCUGUCCCCGCGCUCACAGACGUGGGCAAGCAGAAAAGAAACGACGCCCCUCAGUCCCCUCCCCUGAACUCCAGCCAGCCACCCAACUCUGCAGACGGUAAGAAGCCAGCUGGCCUUUCAAACUGCCUGCCUGCCUCGUUCCUGCCGCCCCCCGAAAGCUUUGACGCUGUCGCCGACUCUGGGAUCGAGGAGGCGGACAGCCGGAGUAGCAGCGACCACCACCUGGAGACGACCAGCACGAUCUCCACAGUGUCCAGCAUCUCCACCCUGUCUUCCGAGGGCGGGGAGAACGUGGACACGUGCACAGUCUAUGCAGACGGCCAAGCGUUCCUGGUGGACAAACCCCCAGUACCUCCGAAGCCAAAAAUGAAGCCCGUGGUCCACAAGAGCAAUGCGCUUUAUCAAGACGCGCUGGUGGAGGAAGAUGCAGACACCUUCGUCAUCCCCCCGCCCGCUCCCCCGCCACCUCCGGGCGCUGCGCAGCCCGGGGUGGCCAAGGUCAUCCAGCCAAGGACCUCCAAGUUGUGGGGCGACAUCACGGAGGUCAAAAGCCCGAUGCUCUCAGGCCCAAAGGCGAACGUCAUUAGCGAAUUGAACUCAAUCCUGCAGCAAAUGAACCGAGAGAAAUCAGCAAAGCCGGGGGACGGACUGGAUUCAUCGACGGGAGCCAAGUCUGCCAGCCUCGUUCCAAGAAGCCCGGACAUCAUGAGCACCGUCUCAGGUACACGGAGCACGACGGUCACCUUCACUGUUCGCCCUGGCACCUCCCAGCCCAUCACCCUACAGAGCCGGCCUCCUGACUACGAAAGCAGGACCUCAGGGACCAGACGUGCCCCCAGCCCUGUGGUCUCACCAACAGAGCUGAGCAAAGAGAUCCUGCCUGCCCCUCCGUCCGCUGCCGCCGCAUCCCCUCCCACUCUCGCAGACGUCUUCAGCCUUCCCAGCCAGCCCCCUUCCGGGGACCUAUUUGGCUUGAACCCCGCGGGACGCAGCAGGUCGCCCUCUCCAUCAAUACUCCAACAGCCAAUCUCAAAUAAGCCUUUUACAACUAAACCUGUCCACCUGUGGACUAAGCCAGAUGUGGCAGAUUGGCUAGAAAGUCUGAACUUGGGUGAACAUAAGGAGACCUUCAUGGACAAUGAGAUCGACGGCAGUCACCUGCCAAACCUUCAGAAGGAGGACCUGAUAGACCUUGGGGUGACUCGAGUCGGGCACAGGAUGAACAUAGAAAGGGCUUUAAAGCAGCUGCUGGACAGAUAA
Cynocephalus volans (Philippine flying lemur) is the source of this 5526-nucleotide messenger RNA. RefSeq names its product SH3 and multiple ankyrin repeat domains 2 (gene SHANK2). The coding region runs from base 1 to 5526 and encodes 1841 amino acids. Gene Ontology annotation, molecular function: ionotropic glutamate receptor binding; synaptic receptor adaptor activity. Gene Ontology annotation, cellular component: postsynaptic membrane; dendritic spine; postsynaptic density. The transcript is spliced from 24 exons. The record is from RefSeq and is a predicted model, not a curated record. Lineage: Eukaryota; Metazoa; Chordata; Mammalia; Dermoptera; Cynocephalidae.